AUGGAAGCAGCCAAGUCCUUACUUCCUGUUGGCUGUGUUUUCGAUCCAACGGACUCGGAAUUGGUGGGCUACUUUCUGUACAACAAGAUUGUGAACCAACUCAUUCCUAAUCUUGACUAUUUCAUUCCUGAAUAUAAUCUCUAUGGUUCUGAAGAACCCUGGGAGAUUUGGGAUUUCUUUAAACAACAAUUUGCAGAGGAAUGUCGCAAAGACCUAUUUUUUUUCACACAAUUAAAGAAAAGGACUUUGAAAGAAUCAAAAAUAAAUCGUACCAUUGGAGAAGGGACGUGGCAUGGUGAAGAUGCUGGUUUAGAAAUAAUUCAUGAAAAUCAUAGGAUUGGGAAGAAAAAGCGAUUUCGUUACGAGAACAAACAAUCGAAACAGCAUGGUGGAUGGAUAAUGCAUGAGUAUAGUCUUGAUUUAUCUUUGCUGGGUCUGGAUCAACAUGAUAAUUUCGUUGUUUGCCGUAUAAGAAAAAAUGAACUGGCUCUGCAGAAGAAUCAGAGGGAAAAGAGUGAACAAGUUAAGAGACGUAAGGUUGUUGAAGCUGAUCCUGAAAAGAAGAACAAGCGGACUAAAGUUCAAAAAGUGGAUCCUGAAUCUCUGCCACUUUCAAUACUUCCCAUUACAACAUGCUCUGACAGUUCCACCAUUGUGCAACAAUCAGCAGAGCUUGAAAAUGACGAAUAUGGUUCUAUUAUCAGCCAGUUUGGGUAUGAAUUAGAACACGGUGACUCUCAACAGUUCUUCGACAUUGAUGAUAUCUUUAGAAGUUGA
This is a messenger RNA of Mangifera indica (mango), 777 nucleotides long. RefSeq names its product NAC domain-containing protein 7-like. The record is from RefSeq and is a predicted model, not a curated record. The transcript has a single exon. Gene Ontology annotation, biological process: regulation of DNA-templated transcription. Gene Ontology annotation, molecular function: DNA binding. Lineage: Eukaryota; Viridiplantae; Streptophyta; Magnoliopsida; Sapindales; Anacardiaceae. The coding region runs from base 1 to 777 and encodes 258 amino acids.